Messenger RNA from Cavenderia fasciculata, 2442 nucleotides. RefSeq lists its product as uncharacterized. The record is from RefSeq and is a predicted model, not a curated record. The transcript has 3 exons. NCBI's taxonomy places the organism in Eukaryota, Evosea, Eumycetozoa, Acytosteliales, Cavenderiaceae. The coding region runs from base 1 to 2442 and encodes 813 amino acids.
AUGUCAGAGAAUAAUAGUAAUAAUAAUAACGAUAAUCAUGAUCAAAUCGAUUAUAUAUCAAUCAAGCUACCUACUCUAAUUUUAUUAGAUAUUAUCUCAAAGAUCAACAACAAUGUAGAUAUGAUAUGCUUUUUAAUGACUUGUAAAAGAUUGUAUCAUACGAUUAGAUGUUACAAAAACACUAUAAUCAGAUUUAAAGGAUUGAAAGUAGUACUUGUAACUCGAUUAUCAAAAUGUCUUUUACCAUUUAGACAUAUUGUUCAACAUUCACUAUCAAAUCAUCUCUUGUUGAUCAACCAAGACUAUGGUAGCAAACCAAGACCCAAAGGCCCAACAAAAUUUCAUGUCAUCAAAGCGAAUGAUUUUAAUAAUAGUAUUAGAAAUAGUGAUAUUAAUAGUACUUAUAGCUACAAGGAUAGAGAUAACAAUCAAUACGACAGUGAGGAAAUGAAUAUGGUUGAAAAUGUUCAAAUUUCAUUGGCUUAUACCACCAACAGAGGUGUAAAGAUUGAUCCUUACCUAAAGUUACCAUCAUCAACAAGAUCAUUGAUAAUCGAACGAUUAGAUGAUUUGGAUGCACCACCACUCAAUCAUUUACCACCUUCUGUCAAACAUGUUUCUCUCAGUUGUCAAGAAUUCAAUUGUGAACAAGACUUUAUUAUUCCAGAUACGGUCGAAUCGUUAGCAAUGUACACAUCAAACGUUCGUUGUACAACGAUAAAGUUACCGAGUAGUCUCAAAUCACUUGUAUGGGGAAACUCCAAUGGUCCUUUUCUUCCACUCGAUCAAUUCCAAUUCAACAAACUCACAUCAUUGACUAGCUUGAAGAUGUGUGUUAGUCAGUUUGGAACUAGUAGGAGUAUACUACUACCUCCCAAUUUGACAUCACUUAACCUCACAUUCAAAAGGGAUUUCGAUAUCCCUUCACCUAAUCUAUUUCAACCAUUGGCAUCAUCGCUUACCAAUCUCGAAUUAUAUGGACUAUUCGGAGCCCCAUACAUUCCCAUCAAUCUUCAACCACUCACUCGACUGAAAAGUGUGCGUAUCUUGGGUAAAAUGACCGUCAGUCUUCCCGUGACACCGACUCUUACACAUUUAGAUGUUUAUGGCAGUACUAUAGAUUUGAUGCCCGAAUCACUCGAAUCUCUCGAAAUUGGAUCGUAUCAAUUGAUUAUAUGGUACCUUGAAAAUCCAGUACCCCUUCCAUCAACACUCAAACACCUUUCCAUCGUGGACAGCCUUAAAAACAUUCCCCCUCGAAUCAUGCCACCUGGAUUACCCAGUCUCCAACUAGUCAUUGACAAAGACAAACAGACUAAUUUAGAUGGAUUGUUCCCUCCAUCACUGCAUACUCUUUGUGUUUCUGGAAGAUUUAGUACAGAUAUACUGUCCAAAAUCCCCAACACUAUCAAAUCAUUAGAGUGGGAAAGGAAAAAGGGUAAUGAUGAUGGUGUUGGCACUGGUAUUCCAUUGACACUACCAAAUCAUUUAAUGGAAUUAAAAUGGCUACCACAAAAUCUAAGCGAUGUGAUAUCUUUUGCUCAAUUAGAUCAUCUCACAUCCCUAACCAUUGAAUUACCAAUAUUUCAAUUAAAAAAUGGAAAAUCCCUUUAUUCACUAAUUAAUAUUAACAACAACAACAUUGUUAAAAGUAUUUUUAAUAAUAAUGAUAUGUUGUUGCCAAAUAAUAUUAUAAAUUUAACAUUGGUAAUUAAUGGUUCAAAUAAUUUAUGUAUUAGACUGGAUGAUAUAAUCAAUGGAAGCUAUGUCGAAGAGUUGACCAUUCAAGUGAAUGAUUCGAAAUGGAUAACAUUUAGUAUUCGUAGAUUCGAUGAUAAUACAGUGUUUAUCGUUGACAAUCAAUCAAUGUUUGGAGGUUUCAUGACACUAGGGCUUCCAUUUAAUGAAUGUGGUGUCAGCCGAGUUUGCACUAGAGCCAACGAUACUACCAGUAUAUGCGCGGAACCCUUCUCCCAACAAGUAGCUGGCUCCAAUUGUACCUAUAGUGGUAGUUACAUCAGUGCUUGUGAUAUUUCACAAGGUCUCUACUGCUCCAAAGACAAUAUAUGUGCACCAAUCCCAGACGCUCCAUCCAACAGCGUCUGUACCGAUGACAAUGAUUGCAAUGCCCUAGAAACAUGUCUAUGCACUGGGAGUACUAAUCAAGCUUCCCUUGCCUAUGCCAAUUGUUUGAUUGAAAAUAAUUGUGCUGCCGAGUACCUCAACGUUGUCAAUACUAUGAGCUCCAAGUCUUGUUUUGCAAAGUGCUCCUCUGAAAUGUGCGCAAAGGGCGUUUGCUCUGGCCCAGACCAAAGCUAUCCCUCCCAAUGUGAAGAAACUGCUGGCAGUGAAAUCUCUAUCACAUGUUCCAAUUCUUCGUCCAUUAUAGAAUCAUCAUCAUUGUUCUUUAUCUUUUUUGCUAUUUUAUCUGUGGUCCUCUAA